AGAAGGAAAUAGAAGAAGAGGAAGAAGAUCGGUUCCCGUUAAGCUGUCAGCUCAGCGUCGGAAAGGAGUGCUGUAAAAAUGCAUGUUAAAGUGAAAACGUUAACUGGAAAGUCAAUAAAUAUCGAAGUGGAGCCAUCUGAUACAAUUGAGAAUUUAAAAGCUAAAAUCCAGGACAAAGAGGGCAUUCCUCCAGAUCAACAGUGGAUUAUUUUUGAAGGAAAUCAGCUGGAGGACCAUUGCAGUCUCACGGAUUAUGGAAUUCAACACAGUUUCACCCUAUGGUUAGUUUUAAGGCUUAGAGGGGGAGAACAACGUGAACAAGAUGUUGAAGAAAAUGUUGACGAAACUAUUGAAAUUCAUGACUAUUCUGAGGAAGACAGUGAGGAAGAUGAGGAAGACAGUGAGGAAGAUGAGGAAGACAGUGAGGAAGAUGACGGAGACAGUGAGGAAGAUGAUGGCACAGGAAGUAAGAAUCCCAAACACCAAAGUAUGGAAAACCUAGUUUUCAUGUAAAUCCUUUCAAAAACACCAAAGAUCAACAUGUCAGUGGCCCAAGUGCCCAGUGACUUCUGAGCAAACUGGGAAGUCCCCCCCCCAGUCAUAUCAGAGAGAUUCUCUGCAAGAUCCACUGAAGCUUGCUCAGCUGUGAUGGGAGGAAAGCUUUCAAAGCCAGAGAGCUGAGAGAAUGUUUUCUACUCACCCCACGGAACUGAAGAUGAUGAUGCAUUAAUGCCCCAUUUCAACAGAUUUGGUCUUUGUGAUUUAUUACGAUCAGUAGUUUUUAUAAAUCAGCUGUUGCUCUGCCAAACUGGUUCAGCCAGGCAGAUGACACACAUAUGAAGAGCCAGUGAAACAUUCGAUAUCAGUGGCACUCAAACUCUUUAAACACCACAUGGAUACUACUUCAAUUAAUGACAUCAUGUUCAGUCAGUAAAUGAUUCAGCAAAAUGGAAAUGUCCUUGGGUUACUGACAGUUUCUUGAAUUUGUUAUUACUUUGUGUUAUGUGAACUUUUCAGAGAUAAAAAUUACUACUAUAAGCUUUAUUUUUGUAUAAACAGCCUGUUCUCAAGGAGAUAAUAAUCAGCAGAUUUUGGAUGGAUACCAAAAAAUCUGUUACAUUUGAAGCAUUGAAAUGCAUUGCUUUCAGUUUCCUGACCGACAUCUGAGUUUUGUUUUGUUUUUUUUCUUCAAAUGGUGAUAGCGGCUUAUCAGUCUCUUUAAGUUGAGUUAUUAAUAGAAGCUUUAAAACUCUUUAAUUAACCAUUUCGCUUCCCUGUCUCCUUUUUUUUCGACCUGGAUACUUUUUGUUACUUUCCCUCAUCCCCUCGACCUUUUUAGGGGAACGUAACAUAUAUGUAUGUAAAGAUGAAAACACUGUUUGUUUGACAUUUGCUGGAAU
Molecule: messenger RNA, 1400 nt
Organism: Pundamilia nyererei
Lineage: Eukaryota; Metazoa; Chordata; Actinopteri; Cichliformes; Cichlidae
Product: ubiquitin-like
Exons: 2
Coding region: 79-513 (144 amino acids)
Molecular function (GO): protein binding
Source: RefSeq, a predicted model, not a curated record